Molecule: messenger RNA, 2208 nt
Organism: Closterium sp. Yama58-4
Lineage: Eukaryota; Viridiplantae; Streptophyta; Zygnematophyceae; Desmidiales; Closteriaceae
Source: the annotation of a GenBank genome assembly
AUGGAGCCUCUUGUCUCCUUGCCUACACUGCGUUGGACGGGGAAGGUUGGCGAUGCGUCGCGGUUCCGGGUCUGGGGCUCUCGUGCCUUUGUCCGCGAUACCAUCGCGGACAAGCUCUCCUCCCGCACCAUUCCCUGUGUCUUCCUUGGCUUCCCUCCUGACGCGCCUGGCUGGCAGUUUUACCACCCCACCUCGCGCCGUGUCCUGCCCUCUCAGGACGUCACGUUUGACGAGUCGGUUCCCUUCUACCGUCUCUUCCCCUACCGCUCUGCCCCUCUCCCCCCUCCGCCGCUCUUCCUCGCUCCAGGUCCCCCUCCGGUAGACCCCCUCCCUCCACAGGGUCCUGCUCCUUUAGGCGUCUCUCAGGUAGACCCACUUCCCUUAGCUGAGCCUGUCGAGGUCACUGGUGACUCUGGUGCUGCUCGGGGUACUGCGUGUGGGGGUGCUGAGCCUGAGCGUGCGGAGCCUGGGGGUGCUGAGCCUGAGAGUGCGGGGUUAGGGAGUGCUGAGCCUGGGCGUGCGGAGCAUGGGGGUGCUGAGCCUGUGCGUGCAGAUCCUGUGGGUGCUGCGCCUGGGGUUGCUGCGCCUGGGGGUGCUGAGCCUGGGGUACUAAGCCUGGGGGUGCUAUGUCUGCUGGUUGUCCUCCGGGCACCUCGCCGCAGCGGUCUAGCCAGCGAGAGCCUCUCUCGCCCCAGCAGUUGCGCGAGUGGUUUGCUCGGCGCACCCGCCUUCGGAGUCGCGCUGCUGGAGCUGGAGGCACAGAAGCUGCAGGCACUGGCGCUGGAGGCGCUGGAGCUGGAGGUGCUGGAGCUGCUGGAGACACUAGAGCUGGAGGUGCUGAAGCUGGAGGCACUGGGGCUGGAGGCGCUGGAGCUGGAGGCACUGGCGCUGGAGGCACUGGAGCUGGAGGCGCUGGCGCUGGAGGCGCUGGAGCUGGAGGCACUGGAGCUGGAGACGCUGGAGCUGGAGGCGCUGGAGCUGGAGGCCCUGGAGCUGGAGGCGCUGAUGCUUGAGUUGCUAGUCCUGGAGGCACUAGUGCUGGAGGCACUGUGGAGCCUCUCUCCCCACAACAGCUGUGCGAGUGGUUCGCUCGGCGCACCCGCCUUAGGAGUUGCGCUGCUGCAGCUGGAGGCGCUGGAGCUGGAGGCACUGGCGCUGGAGGCGCUGGAGCUGGAGGCACUGGCGCUGGAGGCACUGGAGCUGGAGGCGCUGGCGCUGGAGGCGCUGGAGCUGGAGGCACUGGACCUGGCGUUGCUGGAGCUGGAGGCGCUGGCACUGGAGGCGCUGGAGCUGGAGGCGCUGGAGCUGGAGGUGCUGGCGCUGGAGGCACUGCAAAUGGAGACGCUGGAGCUGGAGGCGCUGGAGCUGGAGGUGCUGGCGCUGGAGGUGCUGGAGCUGGAGGCGCUGGAGCUGGAGGUGCUGGCGCUGGAGGCACUGGAGCUGGAGACGCUGGAGCUGGAGGCGCUGGAGCUGGUGGCGCUGGAGCUGGAGCUUGUAGCGGUGGAGCCAAAGGUGCUGGCGCUAGAGACCCUGGAGCUGGAGGCACUGGUGAUCUGGGCACAUCUUCCUUCGUCCACUGCCCUUCCUCCGGACUCACCGCUGCCUGCCCCGCCUCUUUACACUGAGCAGCCAGCCUCCCUUACAGAGCGUCGUGAGCCUGCGUCUCGUCCUGCCUCCCCUGUUCGCACUGUUCGUCGUGCUCGUCGUGUCCCUCGUCCGCAGCCUCCUCCUAUGCCAGGUACUCACACUAUGACACUUCGUCCUUCCUCUGUUCCACAGCGUGUCCCUCUGCUGUCUCCUCCUGCGUCCUCUCUUCCUGACGUUCCUGACCCUGAGUCUGACUUGGUCCGUGCUGCCAGUCCCACUAUCACGCAUCUCCUGGCCAUAGUCAACACUGACCCGUCGUUUGAGUCUUCUGCCACGUCUGCCUUAGUUGUUGAGCUUGUGGACUUUGCUGUUGCGUGUCGUCUAGACUACGCUGCUAGUCUUGUUGCUGAGUCUGAGUCUGUCUGUCUUCCGUCCGUCGGGGGUGAGUCUGCUCUUGGCACGGACGUCCUUGAGGACAGGCAGGAGGACUUUGAGUGUCUUGCGGCUGCUGUACCUCAUCUCGUGGCCUGGCUGCUUGCACCUGAGGGAGACCUGGAUGCACUGGACAUCCCGACCCCGCGCUCUUACGCAAAGGCGAUCACGGGUCCCUACUCCGCUUAG